Aspergillus saccharolyticus JOP 1030-1 is the source of this 1391-nucleotide messenger RNA. Its product is annotated as heme-dependent oxidative N-demethylase family protein. The record is from RefSeq and is a predicted model, not a curated record. The coding region runs from base 67 to 1338 and encodes 423 amino acids. Lineage: Eukaryota; Fungi; Ascomycota; Eurotiomycetes; Eurotiales; Aspergillaceae. The transcript has 4 exons.
CUUUGCGUUCCCUUCGUCUUUCUUCAUCUUCAAUCAAUCAUACUACAACUUUCGCAAGCCUGAGUUAUGGAUCGGCUUCCGUCAAUCUUCAAAGCCAGCAUCGUAUACAUCCAGCAAUAUCCUCUCUCGAGUAUCUUUCUUGUACUAAGUCUUUGUCUCCUGGGACGAAUUAUUCGAAUUCGAAAUUGGGAAACCACCAAGGAAGCUGUCAUCUCGAAAGGGGGAGAAAAUGAAUAUCCACCCAUUGAACCUCUUCAUCAAUUCGACUGGGAGACUACCGAGCCUCUGCAGUUUCGCCCUUUCAAGGCAAAAUAUCAUCUCACAAUGGCCCUCUCCAACCUCGACAUCUCCACCCUCAUCCCAAUCGACAAAACCUACAAGACCCGCCUCGCCUACCGCCAGUCCUUGCUUACUCGACAUCCAUCUGUCGUGAUUGGCGUCACGCCCUCCGGCGAAAAAGAGGGUAGCCUCGUCCACGCCGCUAUCCGGGAACUGUACGAUUUCGUCCUCGGUGUAUACCUCCCCACGCGGUACCCGGGGGUCUUUGAUCUGGUCGACUCUCCUCGCAGCGCCGCUGUGGACGAGAAACGAGGAGAAGGCCGAGCGGAGACAUCGGAGAAGCAACCGCAACACUUGCACAACCGAAUCACCGACCGCCUUGUUGCAACCAAGUGCCCUGCCUCUGCCCGUGAAGCCCUAGAGACGCUAGGCACGGUCGUGGACGAGGAUUUCCUAAUCUUACUGCCUGUCUCGCAGGUAGAUCCACCCUCAGCAGAGGACAGCCAUGCUGCUGCUGCUGCUUCAGAAGAAGAAGAUUCAUACACCCUCCAAGCCUACACAACCUUCUACCCGGCCGGGUUCGACACGCGCGAGAAACUCGGCCGCACGCUAUCGGCCAUUCACGACCCCGUGCCCCGAUAUAAAGAGAAGCUGGAGAAGAGCAUGGACCGGUUCUUUGCGAGGUUGGAGGUGGGUCGGUUCGUGCAGAGGGUGAAUUGGAGUGUGACGACGGGGACCGAGUUGUUUGCUGCGUUUGGGGGGGUCCAUGGGGAUGCUCCGGGGAAGGGGGGUGGGGUGUUGAGGGCAGAGGAGUUGGAUAUUGAUGAUACUUUUCUGCGCUGCGAGCGCCAAACGCUGCAUCGGCUGCCUCACACCAAGGCGCUGGUGUUCACCUUCCAUACGUAUACAUACCCAAUUCGGAUCAUCAAGGAGGAAGGGCACGGGGAGGAGCUGGCGCAGGCGAUCGAUGGGUUGAGGCGGGGGAGUGUGCCGGAGAUGUGGUGGUAUAAGCGGGGGUCGGUGUGGGGGGAGGCUGUGCAGGCGUAUCUUCGGGAGUGACUUCGAUACUUUAGAGGGUAGUAUAAAGUCUGUAGCCGGGUGUUUCAAUUUGG